CAAAACGUCGUGAAUACUUUUCUUCUCUCGUUGUGUAUUCUCUCGAAUGGGUAAAUAUUCCGUGGUCAAAAGUCUGGGUGAGCUCGAAAUCCGAUCCGAGACGGAGGCAGGUGAUUCGUACGUCGACGCAGCUUUAGAAGAUAAUGGUCAGACGACCGAAGAAACAUCAUCAGUCCAACGUCGUUAUGCAACUGUUCUGUCAGAGGAAGAUAUUCAAGAGCUUAUGAAAAUUGAUAUUCAGAAUGUUUCAGAGUUUACUUCCCUCUCCAAAGCUGAAUCCACACUUGUGCUUUCUCACUGGAACUGGGAUGUUAUUGAUAUUUGCGAACAAUGGUCUGUUGAUGCCCAAAGGAUUAGAGAAACCGUCGGCUUAUUGGGACUUGAUACACCUUCUGACGACGAUGAAUUUGUUUUCGGAGUCUGCGGCCAUUCACCACCCCCACAUGAGAACUUUGCAUCGGCCUCUUGUGGCCAUCGUAUAUGCACUCUCUGCUGGACAAGCCAUAUCAACCAAAUCAUCAAUGAAAAUCUACCUGCUGAAUGGAAUCUUAGGCUGAAAUGUCCUGUUCCUGUUGGUCUCCACGCUUCUUGUACUGCUUCUGUUGGUCAAGAUAUGAUCGAGAGAUUUGCUUCCGAGAAAGACAAGUCCAAGUACAAUCAACAGCUCCUUAGAUCUUACGUUGACAGCAACAAAAUGAUGAAAUGGCAUUUUAUCCGGGGGUCUAGUUAUGCGAUUGAUUUUGGUCCUGAUUCUGAAAAUUCCAGUGUCUCCUGUCUCCGUUUGCUUAGAUUCUGUUGGAAUUGCAAGGAGGACGCUCACAGUCCUCUGGACUGUACAACUGCUGCAAAUUGGAUACAAGAAAUUACGGUGCCUUGUCCCAAGUGUCAGCUACGGAUCCAAAGAAAUCAAGAUAAUUCUCUGAAGAUGAAAUGCUUACCCUGUAACUAUGAGUUCUGUUGGUACAGCAAUGUCGACUGGAUUGAACAUGGGGAAGACGAUUUAUACAUUUGUGACUUCUAUGCUGUCUCGAGUGAUCAAAGUGGAGAAAUGGCAGAAUUUGAUAGUAGAUACAAAGAUUGUUAUGAAAAUUGGAAGAGUAAUGAAUCGUUGAUGGUAAAAGCAGAAGCAAACUUGCAGAAUCUAGACACUCUUAUUGAGAAUCUAAGUAACACACAGUUACCAACCAAACCGCAGCUUAAGUUCAUCCUAGAAGCCGGGCUUCAGAUAAUAGAAUGUACAAGGUUCCUCAAAUGGACUUAUGUUUAUGGAUAUUACCUUGGAGAGGAUGAGGUCGGGAAGCAAAAUUUACUGAAGCAAAUGCAAGUGGACGUGAAGUCUAUUCUGGGCAAGCUCGAUGAAUGUGUAAAGACUGACCUACUGUCGUUACUUGACGCGGAGGGACCAUCAGAGAGUUUCCAUCUCUUCCGCAUCAAGUUAACUCAACUAACGAGCACAGCGCGAGCACACUGCGAGAAUCUGGUAGGAGUCAUAGAGAAUGGCUUAGCUACUGACUAGUGUUUGUCUCUGCUUCAGAAAGGAAGCUAGUGGUUCGGGCCAUAUUCAUGACGACUAAUCGAGGCUAAUUUGUUGAUUUCCAGUUUAUUUACACAUAUAUUUGGAAUUUGCAGUUCAGGCUGGAAUUUUGGAUUUUUUUUUUUUUCUUUUUUUUCUUAAAGAGAUUGUUGUUUUCGUAUGUAUAUAAUAUGUAUAUAUAUCAACUUGCUUGUAUAUAUUUCUUAUGUUUAAAAUAACUGUUGUUAAAAAAAGUUGAAUUCACUGAAUAUAAUAAAAACAUUGGGUGUGAG
Camelina sativa (false flax) is the source of this 1806-nucleotide messenger RNA. Its product is annotated as putative E3 ubiquitin-protein ligase ARI12. Gene Ontology annotation, biological process: protein ubiquitination. The record is from RefSeq and is a predicted model, not a curated record. Lineage: Eukaryota; Viridiplantae; Streptophyta; Magnoliopsida; Brassicales; Brassicaceae. Gene Ontology annotation, molecular function: zinc ion binding; ubiquitin-protein transferase activity.